AUGUCCAAAGCACUUCAAAUCCCUCACGAGGGCAUUACUUUCCAUGUUACCUACAAGAUCGACCCUAGCAACGUCGAUAAAUUCAUCGAAGCUCUUCGACCAGCAUGGGAAGCCACAUGCAACAUGCCCGAGUGUAUAUAUUUUGACGUCUUCCAUUUCUCAUCGGAGCCCGGCACGUUCCGCAUCACGGAGGUCUGGAACAGAGAUAUGGAAUGGAUCGAGGAAAAUCAUGUCGCCAAGGAUCAUUACCAGCGGUACCGGAAUGCCAUCGGAUCAAUAGUGCUGAAGAGGGAGUUCGAAAUCCUCGAUCGUCUGCAGAAGUGGAGCAUCGUCAAAAAAGGAUACUUGGAAGGAAGUGUCAAAACGAAGGACGAGCUGUGA
This is a messenger RNA of Cladophialophora psammophila CBS 110553, 381 nucleotides long. RefSeq lists its product as uncharacterized. Lineage: Eukaryota; Fungi; Ascomycota; Eurotiomycetes; Chaetothyriales; Herpotrichiellaceae. The record is from RefSeq and is a predicted model, not a curated record. The transcript has a single exon. The coding region runs from base 1 to 381 and encodes 126 amino acids.